Molecule: messenger RNA, 351 nt
Organism: Cooperia oncophora
Lineage: Eukaryota; Metazoa; Nematoda; Chromadorea; Rhabditida; Trichostrongylidae
Source: the annotation of a GenBank genome assembly
AUGGAAUACGACAGUACACCGUUUAUUCCACCACCGCUCACCAUAUUUUACCAUCUCUACUGGUUGUUUCGAUGGGUUCGUGUGCGGAAUUUCUCCAGGAAGAAUCUUCUUGACGCCUCUCUGAAACUUUUCCUGUCCGAAGAACAAAUCGAAAGAAUCCACUCGUUCGAAGAAGAAUGUAUAGAAGACAUGGAAAGAGAGAAAGAUAUCCGGAAACAAAGUUCAAACGACGAACGAAUCCAUCGUACUGCCGAGCGUUCAGAACAAAUUUUGAACAGGUAUGAAAAACCCUAUAUAAGUAGUGGCUGCUCGCAACAGAAAGGGUACCCCAAGAAAGUCGCAGGACUGUAG